ACCAACUUUCUCUCGACCUACUCCGGCGGUACUGAGAUCCGGGCCUGUGAGCCGAUCAUGGCACCACCAAAGGGCCAUGUCGCGGGCCUGUCUUCGGACAAUGUGAGUAAAUUGGAUGCGCUUGCUCGCGUUGGUCGUGAGGCAAAGACGCCUUCCAGUGUUGGUUGGAUAUUGGAAAAAAAUAAAAAACCCGAGCAGAUCCAGGUGCGGCCUAGCAGGGAGGAGGGGAAGCUCACUGUCUGUCUGUCUCUUUCCGGCGUCCCUCAGAUUAUAGCAGGCACUCGCAAGCGCAUCAAGGUCGAGUCAGAGGCGCAUCAGCAUGGCUUACCGGCGGCGCGACUCGCCUCGUCACCGGCUCUGGGACGGGCCAGCGGGAGCGGGAGCGCGGCACCGGCUGACUCGGCCGCAGCGAGGGAGGAGGCCUCUCGCCUAGGCUUCAAGCUCCUCGAUGUGAUCAUCAAUCGCAUCGAUGAGGUAGACAAGACGCCGCUCUGCAUUCCUUUUCUCGCCCUGCCAUCGCCGCACGACUAUCCAGACUACUACGAGCUGAUCAAGAAGCCCACGUCGCUCGAGCAAAUUCGCAGACGGCUUCAGGCGCGCGAGUACACUUCCCUCGACGAGUGCCGCGGGGACUGCGAGGUCGUGUGCCGCAACGCCAAGAAGUACAAUCAGAGCGGCAGCGAGAUCUACGAAAAGGCGCGAGUGAUGCACAGCAUCAUCAAGGAGGCUUAUGUCGAUCUCGUCCAGGCAGGCGACGCAUCGCCCUCGCUGGGUGGCACUCUACAAAGCGACCCUCCACUACAGCAACAGUCGGCCGCCCUGGCACGAAAUGAAAAGCCAAGUGCUAGGGCUCGACUCGAGUACGAUGACGAUGCCGUCGUGCUGAGAUACAAAAAAUCAGGUGACCUGCCGCUCGAGGAGGACGACGAUUCGUCAAUUGCGCAUCAGCGUAACCAAAUGGUGAGCGGCAGCAACACACCGAGGACGACGGCGAGGGAGAUCGAAGACGGCAACGAUGCUGCAGCCGCAAUGGAAGAGGACGAAGAAGAAGAAGAACAAGACGAGGAUGCAGACGACGGAGGCGACCAGGACGACGGAGGCGAAUACGGAGGCAGUAAACGGCGUGCAGGCCGCAAGCCCUACAAGAAGCGAGACGCCUCAAGCAGUACCCCCAUGGAUCUCGGCAGCGGAGAUCGCUCCAAUUUGACGCUCUCAGGCAAGUUCGACCGUCGCAAGCGGCCAGGGCCUCGAGGAAAGAGGCUCAAGUCGACACUUCGGCACAUCUUCUUCGAGAUCAAGUCGAAGCUAAGCUCGAGAGGCACUCACCUCAGCGAUGCGUUUUGGGAGCUACCGCCCAAGAGAGAAUAUCCAGACUACUACAGGGUAAUCCUCCAGCCGAUUUGCAUGCGUCAGAUUGAGGAAAAGACGCUGGCAAAGGACUACGUCAACCCACAUGCCUUUAUCUCCAGCUUUCGGCUGAUGCUCGACAAUGCCCAGUACUUUAACGAGGAAGGCUCCUUUGUCUGGUGCGAGGCUCAGGAGAUGCGAGACCACAUCGAGAAGACGGUGGUACCCACUCUGAUCGCCGAUGGCUUCACCAUGGAGCCUGAUGAUCUUCGACAGUCUGCCUUGCCCAUUGAGCUGGCGGCCAACAGCACCAUUCCUGCGCAGGCAGCUGCAUACAGGAUCCAGAUGGAACGGCGUGCUCAGCAACUGGCAGACAACAGCUUGCCGGGCGAUACAUCAAUGAGCCCAGAGACGCCGUCGAGGCCUCCCAUGCACCACACGCCCUCGUCCAUGCACCUUGCUGUGCCGCCUGGCCAGUCCCCAGGCUCUUCCUCGCCGAUGAGCCAGCAGCACGGUCUUGGCCUAAAUGUUGGUCUGGAGUCACCUGUCCGACACAUGCCGCCAGCACCCCCCAACCCACAACCGAUGUCUCCGUACCCAAUGGCAAAUGGCGUCCAAGGAGCAAGGCCCGUUCAAAAUGGCGCCGGCCCCUAUCCACCAUCGGGACAUGUCUCAACGCCCUUUGCGAUGCAGCGGCCCCAAGCCGGUCCCUCGCCAGCCCAAUGGUCGUCGAGCCAGUACUCGACGCCAGGCACCGCUGGGCCAAGCGGAAACGGCUACUUUGCCUCGCCUUCGCAGACCUACUACGGUCAGCGGCCCUCUGUUGCUACUCCGGCUCCCGCAGGCAGCCCUGGAUCCACCUCAUCGCCGUUUGCCAGGCCGCCACUUCCGCACCUCACAGGACCGGGAGCCUCGCGGCCGGCGCCAACGUCCAACCAGAUCUCGAGCAAGAAGCUUUCAGGCGACCCCCCACCGGACCCCUUGCGACCCUUUGCUGUUGCAGGUGUUCGAAGACCUCCUGUGGCACCAACACUGGCAGUCGAGGCCCGAAGCGCAAGCAAAAAUGUCGAGAUGAAGCUGUCGCUCAGCAAUCUUGUUACGCGGCAGCACGUCGUAGCGCUGCCCCGAGAUGCCCAGACACUCAGCGUGCGUUUUCUCGUGAGGGCCAUCGUGGACAAGAAGGAAAACACCAGCAGCCAUGGCGCCGACGACGGAAUGGAUGAGGGUGCGUCGAAGGCCAAGGACAAAUGGCUCGUCACAGCACACCUCAAUGGGACCGCUGUCGGUGUCAGAGGAGUCGAGCAUCGUCCUAAAGGAGGAGAUGGUUCGGAAGAGUCUUCUUCCGACCGCCUGGACGCCGAGCUGGAUGCGAGCCAGGUCUCUGUCUGCUCGCUGAAGUUCGCACCACCUAUGGCCACAAGCAUCCUUGACAUCAGCGUUGGUCCUCCGCCCCCGUGCCUGGCCCUUCGCCGUCUUGUCGACGAGGCCACUUCAUCCGCCGACAGCUCCGAGACUGCUGAAAGGGCGCGGGCAUUGCUCGAAAUGCCCGAACGCUAUCGUCUAGUCAUCCACCGAAGUCCUCAUUGAAAUUCUUCUAAUUGAAGCGUCUUUGUAUCUGUAACAACAUCGCCGUCGCUCAGCUUAGCCCCAUUCCCCCCUCCGCUUCCCUCUGACUGAUCUGCGAUCAAUUGUAGCUUGCUAGCGAAUAUAUGUGACUUCU
Messenger RNA from Acaromyces ingoldii, 3067 nucleotides. RefSeq lists its product as hypothetical. Gene Ontology annotation, molecular function: protein binding. The coding region runs from base 58 to 2934 and encodes 958 amino acids. The transcript has 2 exons. Gene Ontology annotation, cellular component: RSC-type complex. The record is from RefSeq and is a predicted model, not a curated record. Gene Ontology annotation, biological process: chromatin remodeling. NCBI's taxonomy places the organism in Eukaryota, Fungi, Basidiomycota, Exobasidiomycetes, Exobasidiales, Cryptobasidiaceae.